AUGAGAUACCACCCGGAGGCAUUCAGGAGUCCGGACUGGAACGCAUCAAAAUUCAGGACAAACCCAUGUCGGGUCUUCUGCUUCGGUCUUUCGAGUACCCACCGAAGGGACACAACAGUACGUGGGCCCGACCUUCCAUGCGCUCCCAGGCUCUAUUCUCUCAGGGCCCAUGGGCCAAGGUCAACCAGGGCCUUUAGGGCAGGUCCCGCCAGGUCCUACGGGACAAAGUUAUCCUAUACCGUAGGGUUUUGGAUACGAAGGCAUGAAUGGAGCGGGAGGUUCACAACAUAUUUCCCGACCAUAUGGCAUCCAACCCAUCGAAGGGGCCUACGGAAAUCCUCAGACAGGGCAGCUACAGUUCCAUCAGUAUUAUCCACCGCAACAUAUCGUUCCCCUCUCCGCACCAGGACCUUACGGACCACAGAACUUGGGGCUCUGAUGUAUCAAAAUGCCCUAGAAUUGCAAAUGGUAGGGGGAAGCGUCGAAAACUCACCAUUCAUCGCAUGGAUACAGAACUAUCCUCUCCCAAAAGAUCUAAAAUACCCCUCUCAUCUCGGAACAUACAAAGGGAAAAGUGACCCGGAUGACUUCAUUGAAGCAGUCGAAGGCGUGGCCGAAAUGAAGGUCUGGAAUGUACCGGUUGCGUGUAGGAUGUUCAGGUAUGCGCUCGAAGGGGAUGCCAGAGAAUGGCUAAAAAGCGUGGCGAAAGGGUCCAUCACUAGCUUUGAGGACCUUAAGGAAAAAUUUAGAGCUCGCUUAAGCCAACAGAAGAAACAUAAGAAACUCCAUGUGGCAGCCCAUGGGGUAAAGCAAAGGGAAACAGAGCCUUGCAGGGCAUUCCUCGACAGGGGACUCGUUGAAUUUUUGUAUAGAGACCUCCCGAAAACUUACGAAGCCGUUCAGAAAAGAGGGCACGUAUACCUUGAUGCAAGGGAUACCGCGCUGAAGCCAGACAUUAGCCCGACUCAAGACAAGGAGACUCAGACGAAUAGGAAAGGGAAAUGGAAUAACGACAGAGAAAGGCCAAGAUACGACCCGUACAACAAGGACGAAAAAGGAUAUCUGAAGGUCAACCUACCGGAACUCCAUAAGAGUCCGAAGGAGAUACUCCUCACUGAAAGUGUCGCAAAGACCUUUCCAACACCUCCUAGGUUGAGCGGCAAAAAUAGGAAGGACCCCAAAAAAUACUGUGAGUUUCACAGGGAUUAUGGCCACGACACGAAUGCAUGUUGGCAAUUGAGAAAAACAAUCGAAGAAGCAAUCAACGAAGGAAAGCUGUCACACUUGGUGAAAAGCGUUAGACAACAGCAACAUCCUAAGAAGGAAGAUGACACAGAUGACAAAAAGAAAGUCCCCGACAAAACUAUCUACACUAUCGUGAAGAAAAAGAUUGGAUACUCGUCCCGAAGGCCCAAAAGGGGGAAUGUACCCAGCAUCACCUUCCUACCCAUCUAUAAUGGCAGAAUCUUCAGAGACCCCCUAAUAAUUUCAGCAUUCCUAGAGGUCUCAAAGGUAAAAGAAAUAGUAGUAGAUACCGGGAGUGAGUGCAAUGUCCUGUACGAAGAAGUAUUCUGGAAGCUAAAUCCUUUGUCACGAAUGAACUUCAGAAAGGCAGGGGCUUCGAUUCAAGGGUACUCUGGCGACACAGCCGAACCAUUGGGAAAAUUAUCUAUGCAAACAAUGAUCGGAAAGGGACAUUGGAAACGAAAAGAGAAGAUCACAUUCAUGGUAGUUAGUGGAACUUCACCUUUUCAAGCAAUUCUGGGCAGGCCCGAAAUCCAAAAGUUUGGAAUGAUUCCAUCCAUAAUGCACGGCCUGAUCAAGUACGAAACGAAUGGAAGAAUAGCAACCUUAGAAGGAAAGGCCAAAAAGCUUUCUAACGAAGGCUGA
Messenger RNA from Erigeron canadensis, 1890 nucleotides. RefSeq lists its product as uncharacterized. The transcript has 2 exons. The coding region runs from base 1 to 1890 and encodes 629 amino acids. NCBI's taxonomy places the organism in Eukaryota, Viridiplantae, Streptophyta, Magnoliopsida, Asterales, Asteraceae. The record is from RefSeq and is a predicted model, not a curated record.